AGCGCUCCCACAGAGAGACCAACUGUCAUGAAAGAGAAAGUACUACAAACUCAGGAUGGCUGCCACCUAAGUCCUCCAGCCCCAAAGAGGGUCAUCCAGUGCCUCAGAUGUGGGGAGCCAUGCAAGGGAGAGGUGCUGCGAGUCCAAAACAGCCACUUCCACAUAAAGUGCUUUACGUGCAAGGUGUGUGGCUGUGACUUGGCUCAGAGUGGCUUCUUCAUGAAGAAUAGAGAUUACCUCUGCCCGCUAGAUUUCCAGAGGCUCCACGGCACGCUCUGCAACAGCUGUGGGGAAUUUGUGGAGGGAGAGGUGGUCACAGUCUUGGGGAAGAAUUACCACCCAGCCUGCUUUGUGUGCACUAUUUGCAAAAAGCACUUUCCUGCUGGGGAUUGUGUUACCUUCAGGGGAAAAGACUGCAUCUGUCAGCGCUGUAUUCAGCCCAUGUCUCCUACUCCCAACGACAUCACCUAUCCUAGAAACUGCGCUGGCUGUGGUAGAGACAUCAAGAAUGGCCAGGCUCUGUUAGCCCUUGGUGGCCAGUGGCACCUUGGCUGCUUCAAGUGUAAAGCCUGCAGGAAAGUGCUGAGCGGAGAAUACAUCAGCAAGGAUGGCGUUCCCUAUUGUGAGAGGGACUACCAGAUUCAGUUUGGGGUACAAUGUGAAGCAUGCCAUAAGUACAUCACUGGAAAAGUCCUAGAGGCAGGGGACAAACAUUAUCACCCCACCUGUGCAAGAUGUAGCCGAUGUGACAGAAUGUUCACAGAAGGUGAAGAAAUGUAUCUGCAAGGAUCAACCGUGUGGCACCCGAACUGCAGAGACAGCAGCAGAAACGAGGACAGUUACAUGGUCCGCAGACCAAAAACACCUUGUCUUGAUUUCUAUUUCCCCCCACAUGAACUGAAGCACACUAGAUCCUCAUCCGAAAGCUCCUGUUCCCGGCCAGGCUCAUGCACUCCAGGGAGUCCUGGUCGAACUAUCUGCGCAAAAGUAGAUAAUGAGAUCAUUGACUACCGAGACUUAGCAGCAAUUCCCAGAGUCAAGGCUAUAUAUGAAAUAGAGCACCCUGAUAUGAUGUCUUAUAAGUCUGUGAACGACAACUCAGCUGCUUUGGACAACAGGCAGAACAAGCAAAUCCCUGCAGAGUCACCAGGAAAUGUAUCUCAAACCACACAGGAGAGUUUUGAAGUGAGGAUGCGCACACCAACAUCUACAAGCUACAGAUCUACAGGGGUUAAUGCAACGUUAAAUCGUCAUAGCUACACUCCAACUCUGCCCAGAUCACCACAACACUUCCACCGUCCAGAUGAAGGCUUCAACAUGUACAGGAGGCCUCCAAUUUAUAAACAGCAAGAUCCAAAUUCCUCCACAUCCCAAACAUCCUCUUUGCCUGGAUAUGGUCGCAAUGGCCUCAAUCCGCCACGGUCAGCUGAUUUAUCCCAUUACAAUGGUGAAAGAUUCAGAGACAUUAAGCUAAUCCAUGACAGUCAACAUCCAUUAGCACGAAUGGACAGAAGAGCGUCUAUGCCUAAUUUUUUGGAACCAAAAGUCUAUCCCUAUGACAUGCUCAAGGUUGCUACUAGAGGACGAGUGAAGCUUCCCAAGGAUGUUGACAGAACAAGACUCGAGCGUCACUUAUCCCCGGAUUCAUUCUUUGAGAUCUUUGGCAUGGACAUUCAAGAAUUUGACACACUUCCACUAUGGAAGCGUAAUGACAUGAAGAAGAAGGCAAAUCUCUUCUAAAUGUUGCCUGAUGCAUGUUUUGACUCAUUGUUAAUAUGCAGUGUAUGUCCAGUUAUGAUGACCCUAUAUGUAAAUUUUUUUUUCCUAAGACCUAGAUAAAUGACGUGUUUGAGGACAUAAUACCUUGUUUCCCCUGGUUUCUUUAGGCUAUUGUAACGAAUCAUGUGAUUAAUACCUCAAAACAGAUAUGAACAUACGAACUCUCAUAGUCUUGGCUUUGGUAAUAGCCAUUAUUAACUUUCCUAAAUCAGCCCUGUCUUCCCUGGGUCACAUUCAUAUUGGGUGAUUCCACUGUGAAAAGUGGGAAGCGUAGAGAAAGUAACAUGUUCUUCUUUGAUGCCAUAGACCAGAAACCCUAUCACUUAGAAAUGCUUGUGCAAAUCAUCGAAUCACGAUCAGUGACAAUAUUCAUGAGGAGAACUAAUUCUUUUUUUCCAGUUAUUUAAUCCUAAAAUAUCUGCACAUGGCAAACAAGAUGGAUACAUUUAGGCAUCCAAAACACCUUAGGGAUACAGUUUAAGGUCGAAUGACAAGAAUGUAUCAACAUGUAGUUAAUGCAUGAGAAAAUGUUAGAGCAGACUCUUAGGCCAAACAGCUAAAGCCUCACUAACAACAUCUCAUUAGUGUAUGUUUCUGCUUGCCUUCUGAAACUGAAGAAUUAUCGACUUUAGAACAUACAGUUUAAGAGUGGUUAAGGUCAAAGACACUCUAAUUGUAAUUAAAAGCCUUUGUAGAUCAUUAUUAUUGCCCUUUCUGAAUAAUACCUCAUAUGAUACCUGAUCCCUCGACCCUGUACACAGGCUAAGCGGUUGACAAUGGAUGGAUGGAUGGAUGGAUGGAUGGAUGGAUGAUACCUGAUGUAUGGUGGAGUGUUUGGUUACAUAACCUUCAUCAACAUGUAAUUCUGAUACAAUAUAUUGACUUAUUCCCUCAAGAACUGGAUGCAUUUCACCCAUGUUUUCAUUGCUACUACUAUAUGAUUUUAUAUUUUUGUUACUCAGUUGAUACUCACUUCGCUGUCUCCUGGUUACACAAAUGUUUAAGCACAAAACUGAAAAGAGUUACUAAAUUGUCACUGAAAUGAAUUAAGAUGACUUGACACUGACUUAGAUGUGAUAAACAUCAAUGUGUAUGUUACCGUGAAUUGGCUGUCCCAGAACACCACCUCAAACACCCUGAAUAAAAUCAUUCAUACAAGUUGA
Messenger RNA from Micropterus dolomieu (smallmouth bass), 2942 nucleotides. RefSeq names its product actin-binding LIM protein 1-like. Gene Ontology annotation, molecular function: actin filament binding. Bases 28 to 1740 code for a protein of 570 amino acids. Lineage: Eukaryota; Metazoa; Chordata; Actinopteri; Centrarchiformes; Centrarchidae. Gene Ontology annotation, biological process: cilium assembly; lamellipodium assembly; cytoskeleton organization. The record is from RefSeq and is a predicted model, not a curated record. Gene Ontology annotation, cellular component: stress fiber; actin cytoskeleton. The transcript has 20 exons.